AUGGAUCAGUGUGAGGACAGAGAGGAGGGAGUCCCUCCCUCUAAAUCCACUCUGUGUGGGGAACAUGAGAGCCAGACCAAAGCUCAGAGGAACCAACCUGAACCUGAACCUGAACCUGAACCUGAACCCAGCUGUGUGUCCUUGAACAGUGACCAGUCAAAGGAGUUAAUUGGUGUUAACUACAACAAAGAAUUAUGUUCUGGCUCAGAAAGAGUGGAUCAGGAGAGCUCAGAGGUUCCCAGUGGUCAGUCUGCCCAACAGCAUCAAACACAGCUGGACUCCGUAUUUGUGCGGCUGGAGGACGACAUUGUCAGCUUUGUGAAGAGUGAACUGAAGAAAAUCAAGAAGGUUCUGAGUCGAGAUUACCCACAAUGCUUAGAGAGUCACAGGCAGGAUGAGGAGGUUUUGGAAAAUGAUGAUGAAGAAGAGGAGAGAAGGAGCAAUAGCGAUGCAUUUGUGAAGAUCACACUGCACUUCCUGAAAAGAAUGAAGGAGGUGGAACUGGCUGAACAUCUGCAGAGCAAACUGCCCAUUAUGUGCCAGAAGAAACUCAAAUCUGCUCUGAAGAAGAAGUUCCAGUGUGUGUUUGAGGGUGUUGCUAAAGCAGGAAACCCAACCCUUCUGAAUCAGAUCUACACAGAGCUCUACAUCACAGAGGGAGGGACUGCAGAGGUCAAUGAUGAACAUGAGGUCAGACAGAUUGAAACAGCAUCCAGGAAACCAGACAGACCAGAAACACCAAUCAGAAAAGAAGACAUCUUUAAAGGCUCACCUGGAAGAGAUGAACCAAUCAGAACAGUGCUGACAAAGGGAGUGGCUGGCAUUGGGAAAACAGUCUUAACACAGAAGUUCACUCUGGACUGGGCUGAAGACAAAGCCAACCAGGACAUCCAGUUCAUGUUUCCAUUCACUUUCAGAGAGCUGAAUGUGCUGAAAGAGAAAAAGUUCAGCUUGGUGGAACUUGUUCAUCACUUCUUUACUGAAACCAAAGAAGCAGGAAUCUGCAGCUUUGAAGACUUCCAGGUUGUGUUCAUCUUUGAUGGUCUGGAUGAGUGUCGACUUCCUCUGGACUUCCACAACACUGAGAUCCUGACUGACCCUAGAAAGUCCACCUCUGUCGAUAUGAUACUGACAAACCUCAUAAAGAGGAACCUGCUUCCCUCUGCUCGUUUCUGGAUAACUACACGACCUGCAGCAGCCAAUCAGAUCCCUCCUAAGUGGGUUGACAUGGUGACAGAGGUCAGAGGAUUCACUGACCCACAGAAGGAGGAGUACUUCAGGAAGAGAUUCAGAGAUGAGGAGCAGGCCAGCAGGAUCAUCUCCCACAUCAAGACAUCACGAAGCCUCCACAUCAUGUGCCACAUCCCAGUCUUCUGCUGGAUCACUGCUACAGUUCUGGAGGAUGUGCUGAAAACCAGAGAGAGAGGAGAGCUGCCCAAGACCCUGACUGAGAUGUACAUCCACUUCCUGGUGGUUCAGGCCAAAGUAAAAAAGAUCAAGUAUGAUGGAGGAGCUGAGACAGAUCCACACUGGAGUCCAGAGAGCAGGGAGAUGAUUGAGUCUCUGGGAAAACUGGCUUUUGAUCAGCUGCAGAAAGGAAACCUGAUCUUCUAUGAAUCGGACCUGACAGAGUGUGGCAUCGAUAUCAGAGCAGCCUCAGUGUACUCAGGAGUGUUCACACAGAUCUUUAAAGAGGAGAGAGGGCUGUACCAGGACAAGGUGUUCUGCUUCAUCCAUCUGAGUGUUCAGGAGUUUCUGGCUGCUCUUCAUGUUCAUCUGACCUUCAUCAACUCUGGAGUCAAUCUGCUGGAAGAACAACAAACAACCUCCCAGACAGAGAAACACCUCUACCAGAGUGCUGUGAACAAGGCCUUACAGAGUCCAAAUGGACACCUGGACUUGUUCCUGCGCUUCCUCCUGGGUCUUUCACUGCAGACCAAUCAGACUCUCCUGCAAGGCCUGGUGAAGCAAACAGGAAGUAGCCCACAGGCCAAUCCCAAAACAAAACACUACAUCAAGAAGAAGCUCAAUGAGAAUCUGUCUGCAGAGAAAAGCAUCAACCUGUUCCACUGUCUGAAUGAACUGAAUGAUCAUUCUCUAGUGGAGGAGAUCCAACAGUCCCUGAGUUCAGGAAGUCUCUCCACUGAUAAACUGUCUCCUGCUCAGUGGUCAGCUCUGGUCUUCAUCUUACUGUCAUCAGGAAAAGAUCUGGAUGUGUUUGACCUGAAGAAAUACUCUGCUACAGAGGAGGCUCUGAUGAGGCUGCUGCCGGUAGUUAAAACUGCCAGUAAAGCUCUAAUGAACAGCUGUAACCUCUCAGAGAGAAGCUGUGAAGCUCUGUCUUCAGCUCCCAGUUUUCACUCCUCUAGUCUGAGAGAGCUGGACCUGAGUAACAAUGAUCUGAGAGACUCAGGAGUGAAAGUGUUGUCUUCUGGACUGGAAAAUCUACACUCACAACUGGACACGCUCAGACUGACCGGCUGUAACCUCUCAGAGAGAAGCUGUGAAGCUCUUUCCUCAGUUCUCAGGUCUCAGUCCUGCAGACUGAGAGAGCUGGACCUGAGUGACAAUGAUCUGAAUGACUCAGGAGUGGAAGUGUUGUGUUGUGGAUUGAAAACUGUGAACUGUGAACUGGAAACACUGAGGCUGUCAGGCUGCCUGAUCACAGAAGAAGGUUGUAAGUCUCUGGUCUCAGCUUUGAGCUCCAACCCCUCCCAUCUGAGAGAGCUGGACCUGAGCUACAACCAUCCAGAAGAGGCAGGAGUGAAGCUGCUGGAGCAGCUGAGACUGGAAACUCUCAGGGUGGAGCCUGCUGGAGUCCGAUGGCUGAUCCCAGGUCUGAGGAAGUAUUCCUGUCAACUCACAAUCAACACAAACACAGUGAACAGAAAACUACAACUGUCUGACAACAACAGGAAGGUGACACAUGUGGAGGAGGUUCAGUCAUAUCCUGAUCAUCCAGACAGAUUUGAUGACCGGUGGCCUCAGCUGCUAUGUAGAGAUGGUCUGACUGGUCGCUGUUACUGGGAGGUCGAGUGGAGUGGACUGGUUGAUAUAUCAGUGAGUUACAGAAGAAUCAAAAGGAAAGGAGAUGGUUAUGACUGUUUGGUUGGAAGGAAUGAUCAGUCCUGGAGUCUGUGGUGCUCUCAUUAUGAUGGUCGUUACUUUUUCUGUCACAAAGACAAAAAAACAUCCAUCUCCUCCUCCUCCUCCUCCUCCUCUGUCUCUAACAGAGUAGCAGUGUAUGUGGACUGUCCUGCUGGCACUCUGUCCUUCUACAGAGUCUCCUCUGACACUCUGAUCCACCUCCACACCUUCAACACCACAUUCACUGAACCUCUUUAUCCUGGGUUUGGAUUCUGGCUUGGUCAGUCUGGUGCCUCAAUGUCUCUGUGCUGA
Archocentrus centrarchus (flier cichlid) is the source of this 3399-nucleotide messenger RNA. Its product is annotated as NLR family CARD domain-containing protein 3-like. The record is from RefSeq and is a predicted model, not a curated record. Gene Ontology annotation, molecular function: protein binding. The transcript is spliced from 10 exons. The coding region runs from base 1 to 3399 and encodes 1132 amino acids. NCBI's taxonomy places the organism in Eukaryota, Metazoa, Chordata, Actinopteri, Cichliformes, Cichlidae.